GUUGAGUUCUUCACUCCCCCAUCUUGGGCCGCCUGAGGGAAGCCCGCCAAGCAGGGGCGGGGCAGGGGACCUGGCUGCCUUAUUAGCAGAGGCUGCCGGAGGAGGAGAGCCAGUCACACCGCAGGCACAAUGGAGAGCGACAGCGUGAACCAGAGCCAAGCCAAGGGCAGCCCGCCCGCGGGGAACUGUCAGGAGAAAAGCCUCUGCGGCGAGCAGCCGGCUGCCGCCACAGUGCCCAUGCUGUCGGGUAUGGAGGUGGCGGAGGAGCCGGACAAAGCGGCGCCCCGAGGCAAAGGCAAGGACCCCAACGCCUAUAAAGUGCUCUCCCUGGUAUUAUGUGUCAUUGUGCUAACAACAAUCCUAGGAUGUAUAUUUGGAUUGAAGCCUAGCUGUACAAGAGAUGUGAAAACUUGCAAAGGUCGUUGUUACGAGAGAACAUUUGGAAGCUGCCGCUGUGACAGUGAAUGUGUUAAACUUGGAAACUGCUGUUUAGAUUUCCAGGAAGCCUGUAUAGAACCUGCUCAUAUAUGGACUUGCACCAAGUUUCGAUGUGGUGAGAAGAACCGGCAAGAAUAUACUUGUUCCUGUUCAGAUGACUGUGUGAAAAAUAAUAAUUGCUGUGUCAAUUAUUAUUCAGUUUGUGAAGGAAAGACAAGCUGGCUUGAAGAAAAAUGUGAGGACGUAAAUGAACCGCAGUGCCCAAAAGGAUUUACAAAACCUCCAGUAUUAUUGUUUUCUUUGGAUGGAUUCAGAGCUGAGUAUUUGCACACAUGGGGUGGACUUCUUCCUGUUAUUAGCAAAUUACGGGAAUGUGGAACAUACACUCGUGCCUUGAGACCAGUCUAUCCAUCAAAAACAUUUCCCAAUCAUUACAGUAUUGUCACGGGCCUAUAUCCAGAAUCCCAUGGUCUAGUCGAUAACAAAAUGUAUGAGCCAAAUAGAAAUGCUUUCUUCACACUCAGAAAUCAAGAGAAGUUCAACCCACAGUGGUACCAAGGACAGCCGAUUUGGCUGACAGCUAUGUAUCAAGGACAAAAAUCUGGUACAUUCUUCUGGCCUGGAUCAGAUGUCAGUGUUAAUGGAAGUUAUCCGAACUUCUUCCAAAUAUACAAUGGAUCAAUACCAUUUGAAGAAAGAGUGAUAACUUUUCUUAGCUGGCUACAGUUACCAGAAGAGGAAAGACCACAAUUUUACACUCUGUAUUUAGAAGAACCAGAUUACUCGGGCCACAGAUAUGGACCAAUCAGCAGUGAAGUAAUUCUUGCAUUACAGAGAGUGGACAAGGUAAUUGGAAUACUGAUGGAUGGUCUUAAGCAAAUGAACCUGCACAAUUGUAUUAACAUUAUUCUUGCCUCUGAUCAUGGGAUGGAGGCCGCCAGCUGCAGCAAAGCAGCAUACAUGAGUGCAUACUUGAAAAACGUCCAAGAUUUGUUUGUAGUACCUGGCCCUGCAGCUCGCUUAAGACCCCAAAACGUUCCAGAUGAGUAUUUCUCUUUUGACUAUGAAGGCAUUGUCAGAAACCUUACAUGUUUGGUCCCAGAUCAGCAUUUCAAACCGUACAUGAAGCACCUGCUCCCCAAGCGAUUCCACUAUGCCAAGAAUGACCGGAUUGAACCAGUGCAUUUUUAUAUGGAUCAGCAGUGGCAAUUUGCUCGGAUGCCUUCUGAACUCAAGUAUUGUGCCGGUGGGUUUCAUGGUUCAGACAAUAUGUUUGCAAAUAUGCAGGCACUCUUUAUUGGCUUUGGACCUGGAUUCAAAUUUCAGACUGAAGUUGAUCCCUUUGAAAACAUUGAAAUCUACAAUUUAAUGUGUGAUUUACUUGACUUGACACCAGCCCCCAACAAUGGAACUCAUGGGAGCCUUAACCAUCUUCUUAAAAAAGCUGCUUACACCCCAAGGCAUCCUAAGGAAGAAAGCCUUCCUUCUUCAUGCACUUUCACAGAGCGGAGAAAUGCUGCAAAGGCUCUUGGCUGCUCAUGUGAACCGGCUUUACCACAGAUUCAACCACAGAUAAAUCUCAAUACUUCAGAAGUGAAGAAAAUAGAAAAACAUGCUUUGCCAUUUGGGAGGCCCAGAGUGCUGCAAAAGAAGCGGAUCUAUUGUCUUCUUCACAACCGCCAUUAUGUAAAUGGAUUUAGUCAGGACAUCAAGAUGCCUUUGUGGAGUGCCUAUACAGUUAAUAAGCAUGACAAUUGGAAUGCAUCUGCAGAAGCUAUCUCAAGCUGUAUCCAUGUUGACAAUCGUAUUCCUUUAAGUCGCAACCAGAAUUGUUCAUUUUACAAGAACCAUCCUCAGCUGAACUAUGGAUUUCUUUUCCCACCAAAUCUGAUAAAGAAUGAAAGAAACAGGAAUUAUGAUGGGCUUUUCACAAGCAAUAUCGUACCAAUGUACCAUGCUUUUCAAGUGAUAUGGAACUAUUUUAAUGCCAUCCUACUGCCAACAUACGCUGCAGCCAGAAAUGGUGUAAAUGUCAUCACUGGUCCUGUGUUUGAUUAUGACUAUGAUGGCUUGUAUGAUACACCUGAGAAAGUUAAGAGACUUACUAAUAAUACAGAAGUCCUGGUUCCAACUCAUUACUUCAUUAUAUUGACAAGUUGUAAAAAUGUUUCUCAGACUCCUUUGCAAUGUGAAGGAUCUCUUGAUGUGGUAUCUUAUAUUGUACCUCACAGAGAAGACAACAAUGAAAGCUGUGCAGAUGGCAAGCCUGAGUCCUUGUGGGUUGAAGAAAGAAUGAAGUUUCAUACAGCCCGUGUCAGAGAUGUAGAACUUCUUACUGGGCUAAGCUUUUAUCAUGACAGAAAGCAGCCUGUAUCUGAUAUUUUACAGUUAAAAACAUAUUUGCCAAAUUUUGAAAAGGCAUAAUUUUAAAUUUUGUACUCUGCUGGAUUUCUAUACAGAAAGAGAGAGACUGUAUUACAGGAAACAAUGCUUUGAACAUGCGGGAAGAUUUUCUGAGGAUCUUGAGCAAAAUUGAAGCUAGAAAAAAUAUCUGUGCCACAUUUGUAUCUCAGGGACAUUUUAUGGACAACUACACACACACACACACGAUGUGUAUGUGUAUGUAUGUGUGUGUGUGUGUGUGUAUAUAUAUAUAUACACACACACACACACACACACACAAAACUAAGGACAGCUUCUCUCAGCCUUAUUAUCCACGUUAUGUGGUAGACAUUUUGUACCUUGGCUCUAAUAAAAUCUGCUAGCAAUACAUAAAUUGAUGAACAUGCAAAAGAGAAAUUUAUUAUUGUUUUCAACUAACUUAACAAAACAAGAGCAACUAUUUAUAUACUGCUUUUCAAAAAAAGUUUCUAAAGUGAUUUACAUAAGAGAAAUAAAUAAAUAAGAAAGAAAGAAAGAAAGAUGGCUCCUUGUCCCCAAAGGGCUCACAAUCUAAAAAGAAACCUAAGAUAGAAACAAGCAACAGUCACUGGAGGUACUAUGCUGGGGGUGGAUAGGGCCCGUUACUCUCCCCCUGCUAAAUAAAGGGAAUCACCAUGUUUAAAAGGUGCCUCUUUGCCCAGUUAGCAAGGAACUUAAAAAUUUACCAGAGUCACUUUGGUUGUUUUUGGUUUUUGUUUUACUGGUGAAGAUGGUGGAUGGCAGAAGUUUUUUUUGGUUUUUUUUUAAUGAAAAACAGUAUAUAUGGCCAUGUUCAGAAAUGCUUUUUCAUUUAUUUCCACCCUCAUUUUAUUUAUUUCUACCCCAAUUUUUAUGAAUGUUGUUGAAUUUCUCAACCACUGGAGGAUGAAGUGAAAUAUAACUUUAUGUCUUUUGGCCCAGUGCUUCACCCCCCACACCCCAAUCCCCCACCUUUUUGGUGUUUUAACAAAAAGAUAUACCACCAGCCUGAUUUCUGUCUUGGGUUUCAGAAAUGCCUCCAGACCCAGAAUAAUAAUCCUUUCUUCAGUAUCUCCUGCUGCAUCUGUCUCCAUUCUGGAUGACUGGUGGGGAGAUGCAGUGGGUUCCUGCCCCUCCUAGUGGGAAUCAUUGUUUUACACAAAGUAGUGAGCAAGCUUUCAAGAUCACCAGGAUCCUUCUUCAAAGCUGAAUAUUAAAAUACAAAAGGGAAAGGAUGUUGGUGGCAGGGAUUAUGGAAAGAUCUUCUCGUUUCUUUUUUGCUUAACAUCCAAUGUGAAGAAGAUUCUGGAAAACUUGCUCACUGUGUGAUUUUUCAGUUGUUGUUUUUAUAAAGGCACUAUUCUAUUGUAGCUUUGGGUUUUUUCUUUUUGAUUUUAAAUGGACCAACACAGCUACCUUUAAUGGCUGUGUACUAUAAUAUACAUGUUCUACAAACAAAUUAGCAGGGAUGUUAGUAACAAAACUAAUCUUUAAUUUUAAAGCCUGUUGGAACGUUAAUCAUUUGUUCCCAAAUUAACUCUAGAUUUAAUGACUAUGGGUAUAGCUGUACCAACUGGGGUCUUUUCCUAUUAUAUACCCCAGAAUAUAAAAUAAGCAGCUGGUGUAGUCUACCUCAUCCUGAGAUUCGUCUCUGAUAUACAUAUUGGAAAGCUGCCAUCAAAACUUUUCUGCAAAGUUGGAAACAUGGUGCUGGCCCUCAGCAACAUGCUUCUGGUCUUGCAGAGCCCUUCCAGAGUGCAGGGAACACUCGGGACCCUAAGGGCUCUUGCAUAACAGUGCACACACAGGCGGCUGGGGAGGGGGGUCUGUCGCACAAGGGCUCCUGUCACCCCCCUCCAGUCCCUCGAAACACACUGACUUCAUUAAUCAGGAUGUCCAGGCUUGUUUACCAAAAGAGUAGAUAUUUGAAGAGUUACUAAUUUACCUUGUGUCACCCUCAGAGGGACUGGGAAGGACAUAUUUCCCCUGCUCAGCAGGGAGGGCACUGUGCAGCUUCAAGCUUGGUUUAUGGCUCUUUUAAAAAGAAUUUUUAAGCUUAAAUAUGAACACAGCUGUGUACCUUCUCAGCACUAAUAAGUUUUAUAAAUAACACAUCAGAGCUCCAAUCCCAUAUUUGUGUGUACAUACAGGAAAUACACAGAGUAGUUAUAAAACAAAGAGGAUUCAAUAGGCUGUAAACUCCUAAGAAAUACUCUAAGAAGCACUGCUGCUGACGCACCUUAUAUUUUGUAUUCAUCUCUCUCUCUCUCUCUCUCUCUCUCUCUCUCUCUCUCUCACACACACACACACACACACACACACACACACACACACACACACACACAAGGUCUGAGUAGCAGUAUCAAGGCUGUAUGUGCACACAUGCAUUCUGAAUGGGGCCUUCCCAAUUCAACCUGAGCGGGAUCUAAAAUUAACUGAGCGGACAUCAGAAAAUGUGUAAGCAUGUGCACACCUUAGAGGGAACAGUGACUAUGAGGCAUAGAUACUUCACAAUAAGGCAGCCGGGUUAUGUGCCACACACCUGCUGCUGAAGGGGUAACUUAUCACCUUGCUUCCUCAACAUGCCAACAGUUUCUUGCUGUACUCUCUUUAGCCCUAUCUUGGACCCUAAAAAUGCCCAUUGUGUAUUUGCCUAUGAUGUUGCCACAACAUGUUAACCUCAUCAAGGAAUGGCAUAACUUCCCUAAAUGCCUUCCUGGAGGUGGUAAAGGGCUGGAUGUGGGCUAACAAACUGAAAAUGAAUCCAAAUAAGACAGAGGUACUGACGGGGUGGAGGCAAGUCGGGACCCAAGAGAUAGUUUAGAUCUGCCUGUUCUGGAUGGGAUUACACUCCCCCUGAAAGAUCAGGUACGUAGCUUGGGAAUACUGGAUCCAAAACGCUCUCUGGUUUUUCAGGUUUAGGCAGUGGCCAGGAGUGUUUCAGCUUCGGAUGAUACAGGAGUGUAUCAGCUUCGGAUGAUACAUCGGCUAUUUCCAUUUCUUAAGGCAAAUGACCUUAAACUGUAGUGCAUAUGCUGGUAACUUCCAGGCUUGAAUACUGUGAUGCAGUCUACAGGGGCUGCUUUUGUAUGUAGUCCAGAAACUACAAUUGGUACAGAGUGUGCAUCCCAAAGGGACCAUAUAACACUGAUUUUAAAAGAACUGCACUGGCUGUCAAUAUGUUUCUGGGCAAAAUACAAAGUGCUGACUAUUACCUACAAAACACGUAAUGGCUUGGAUCCAGGGUACUUGAGAGACUGCCUUCUUUGUCUCGAACGCUGUUGCCUAUUAUGAUCUUCUGGAGAGGUCUGGUUACAGUUUCUGACAGCUCAUUUGGUCCGAGACUUAUCUGUGGCUGCCCCGGGGCUUUGGAGUAUUCUCCCUACUGAAAUAAGCCUCUCCUUCUCGGUUUGCUUUUAGGAAGACCCUCAAGAUGCACCUGUUUUCACAGGCUUUUAACUGGAAUCAAUUUUAAAUGGUUUAAUUUGUUUUUAUUAGUCUGGUUUUAUCAUAUGUAAAAUUUUAACUGUUUUUACUCUGUUAUAUAUUAUGUUUUAAAUUUUGUACACUGCCUAGAGAUGUACAUAUCAGGCGGUAUAAAAAUAUGAUGACCAAACAACCUCUCCAUUAUGCUGUACCACCUCUGAUGCUACAUAGUAGUCAUUGGUACACCUCAUGUGUGGACUCUGCAUGUCUCAGGACUUAAAUUUUGCAAUUGGGUUCCAAUUAGGGAUGUGUGAAUCUAUUCAGGUACCAAAUGAUUUUUACCCAAAUCUACCUGUUUUGGGUGACUUGUGAACAAAACAAAUCACCCAUGUGCUAGCUGGCCAGAUUUGGGUACAAAACAAAUUGGCCAGAUUUUGGACCUGGAAAAUGUGUAGACUCAGACCUCCAUUUUGUGGUGAUCUCUCGUGCUGCCUCUGUUUUGUAUCAGGAAAUAUUUUUGAAAAUCCCGCUCUCCCAAACUUCAGAUUGGUGACUUGCAGUGUGCAAUGAUUGGCUUGUGAUUCCAGAUUGGCUCAUUUCCCUUCAAAUCUUGUGUUGCUGGGGUGACUGACUCUGCAUUGGCUAGGAGAAGGGUCAAAGAAGGGACAAGGGUGGAGGGCAUUUUAAGGAGGGAUUUUCAAAUGUACUUAAGGAGGCAGGAAGCCACCAUUCUGCCUUUCUGCCUCAUGGGAGGGGAGGGGAGAGAGAGAGCGUGCGCACAAGCGUGUAUGCACCAGAGGAGCUUUGCCUUGCCUUGCCUUGCCUGCCUGCUGCCUGGAGUGGAUUGUGUGCUUUUUGUUCCUGCUUUCCUGAUUAAGGAAAAGAGAUGAUAAUUUUUUUUUCACCCCCUUCCUGCUGCUGAGAGAAUCACGGCCUGCGCCUACUGUCUGUGCAAAUCAAUUUGGAUACAAAAUUAUUUGUAACCGAAGCUACCUGUUUGGGGAAAUUUGUGGACAAAAUAAAUCACCCCUUGCUAGCUGGCCAAAUUCGGACCCAAAACAAAUCAGGUGAUAAAAUUCGGGUACAAAUCAAAUUUUAAAAAAUUGAUUAGUGUGCAUCCCUAGUUCCAAUACAAUACCCAAGUGCUAGAUAUAGAGAUGAAGCCUUAGUUGUGAAGAGCACACAUUUGUAUAAAUCUCAGCCCCUAUCUUUAAAAUACAAGCAGAAAUCUAAUCCUUUCCUAGUCCCCACUCUGAACUCUGAAGGAAAUCAUCAUAUAUACACGCUUCAUCACUGAUGCUCUGCACGUAUUUAGCACUGGAGUCUUAGAAUCUGGAUACAAAAUAUAUACAACAACUGAACCUUAAGAUAGAGGCAACACAAAUUAAGAAAUGGUUCACACACUCAGACUCUUGUACAGUACAGUGGUAUGCUGGUGAUGUGUAGAACAUCACAGAUGAUGGGCAAAAGAGCCAAAUGCAUCUACUACAAAAAAGGAAGUGGACAUAUGGUGCAUGUAUAGAAAUACAAACAUGUACUGCAUACAUGAUGUUCUAUAACUAAUGGGGAAGCUAUGUAAGCCUUAGCAUUUAUUCUGACUUUAAAUAAAGUUUUGUUGUACAUGUAACAAAGUGUGACUUCACACAACUGCCACCAAACAAGGAAGGCAUCAAAAUGUUGCGAAUAUAUUGGGAACUGAGAGUGCACACUUCAAAUGAACAUGUCAUUUGAACCCACCCAAGUCUGGUUCCUGUGCUCUCUGUCUGACAUUCUCUGCCCAACUUCAAAUCUUGGGUACAGAAAUUGGGCAUAUACCAGGUGCAGAAUCUUGGGAACCAGAUUUGGGCAGGUUUGAAGACAUAGCUGCUGGGAUUGCGCACUCUUGGUUCCCAAUGCUCCCCUGACAUUUCCCUGCUUUCCUUACUUGCUGAUGGUCAUGUGAAGCAAUGCGCCAUCAUUCAUGCACUACUCUAAGAGACACUGCACUAAAGUGUAUGCAAUCUUCUGCAGAUGUAUUCAGAGUAAGCCCCACUGAGUAUGGUGGAACUUGCUUCUGAAGAAAUAUGUAUAGUCCUGGACUAUUACACACAGGGGUGGAUUAAGCUCUUUGGCACCUGUAGGCGGCCAAAGAUUUGCCACCCCAGUGGCAAGGAAGUUGGGGGAGCUUAAUUGAAUUUAUAUUUUAAAUUAAAGCAGCCACUGCGCAGGAACGUGGCAGUGCAAGCUCCUCAUGCACUUGCCUGCCCGCCUCCCAAAUUAUGGUGGCAGGCGGGUGCAUGCCGUGUGAGAUGCAAAGGGGCAAUGAGUGGUGGAGAGAGCACGCAGGCAGCGAUAGACAAUGAAGUAGAGACAGUGGUGAUAGGUCCUAUCCUAAGCCCACCUACCUCCUGAAUGAGACUGAUUGCCCUGUUUCCGGCCUUUCUGCACACGCUUUCUGCGCUUCAAGAGGUAGGUGGGCUUGGGAUAGGACCUAUCAUCACUCUUUCCACCUCAUUGGCUAUUGCUGCCCUGCUACCUGCCUGCUUUCUCCGCCACCCAUUGCCCCUUUGGCACCUGCCGCUGUGCCGUCAAGUGAAAAAAAACACAUAUGCAUAACAAAUGUAUAUAUAUUUCUUUUUUAAAAAUGCUGCUGGGGGGAUAUUUGCUGUAGGCAGCUGCCUCCACUGCCUCUCCUGCAAUCCGCCUAUGAUUAUGCACUGACCAGCUUUCAGUGGAGCUUGAGACAUGAUGUGGCAUUGUAUGGAUACUGACCACCCAUUUCUGUAUUGUCUGGGGUCAGAGAUUUUUCACAUUGUGGAUUUGUUUAACAUCAUGGGAUAAUGUUUCACCAACUUUUCAUUGUCUUGAUAUCUUCUGUCAAAAUUCUAUAACAGUGCUUUCAUUAAAGGAGUACCACCAUAUGUGUCAACUGUUACAGUACUGUAAUAGCCCGGUAGCACAAUUUUUUUUACAAAAAAAUAAAGAAUUGCAUGAU
This is a messenger RNA of Hemicordylus capensis (graceful crag lizard), 9238 nucleotides long. RefSeq names its product ectonucleotide pyrophosphatase/phosphodiesterase 1 (gene ENPP1). Gene Ontology annotation, cellular component: cell surface. The transcript has 25 exons. Lineage: Eukaryota; Metazoa; Chordata; Lepidosauria; Squamata; Cordylidae. Bases 130 to 2862 code for a protein of 910 amino acids. Gene Ontology annotation, molecular function: nucleic acid binding; dinucleotide phosphatase activity; metal ion binding. Gene Ontology annotation, biological process: ATP metabolic process; negative regulation of fat cell differentiation; regulation of bone mineralization. The record is from RefSeq and is a predicted model, not a curated record.